Molecule: messenger RNA, 1341 nt
Organism: Cladophialophora carrionii CBS 160.54
Lineage: Eukaryota; Fungi; Ascomycota; Eurotiomycetes; Chaetothyriales; Herpotrichiellaceae
Exons: 1
Coding region: 1-1341 (446 amino acids)
Biological process (GO): regulation of transcription by RNA polymerase II
Cellular component (GO): chromatin
Molecular function (GO): DNA-binding transcription factor activity, RNA polymerase II-specific; RNA polymerase II cis-regulatory region sequence-specific DNA binding
Source: RefSeq, a predicted model, not a curated record
AUGGAAGUGCAGACGCAACCUCGAGAAGCACGUAUCUUCUCGAUCUUGAACGAUAACGACUGUCCGUCCUUUGUCAUCCGCCCAAGGCAAGUCAGGCAGUCUUCUCCCACGGCUGAAUCGCACCGAUCAACAGUGUCGCCGCCGCCGAGGGGAGAGAGGCCGAGUCUUGUGCGUCAUCCCAAGUACGACCGGGAAUCAUCUGUGUCGUCGGCCGGCUCGCCUCCUGCUCUAUCGCGACUCUCUUCCUCGUCCAAAUACUCCACCUCGAGCAUGGAUUCGUCUCCAUCACCUGCAACGCCGGCGUACAACUUUUUGGACCACACCCUCGCGCAGUAUGACCCGCUCCUGCGCCAAGACCCUUUGGCUGGAGGCUAUCUGCCGUCUCCGACCACCAUCACUCCAUUCCUUGAGCAACAAUUGUUGAUCGGCCCCAACAUGCCGGAUCAGUUCUCGGGGAAAUUGAUGCAUCCCAUCACUGCUAACCCAUAUCCUAUCGCGCCCGUGCCGCUGCAUCCUACACUCCAGAAUCUCUCCACGUCAUCGCAACCCCCCAAUGCGUCUGUCCCACCUCCAGCCACCUCGGUCCCUGCAAACGCACAACCUCGAACCUCCCCAACAACCAGCUCAGCUCCCACCACGGGCAAGAAGAACAAAUAUCCUUGCCCCUACGCGCAAUCACAUCACUGUCAAGCCACCUUUACUACCUCGGGGCACGCCGCGCGCCAUGGGAAAAAACACACCGGAGAGAAGGGCGUGCACUGUCCGAUCUGCAACAAGGCCUUUACGAGGAAAGACAACAUGAAGCAGCACGAGCGUACACACAAGGGCCAGUCGACGUCAAGUAGCAACAGCGAAGACUCGACGCGUAAAAGCAAGGCGGCGAUCACUAAAGACGCGCAGAAGGCCAAGCAACUCAAGAAAGAGCACAGCGCGAAUACAGAAGCAAGCCGGCGGUCGAGUCUGAUUCAUUCGCCUCUCUCCGAAGUCACCUCUGUCGCGCCUACGGCCAUCGAUACUCCCCUCAAUGUCGAGGAAUCCGCCAUGUAUGCAGACCCGACCCAGGUGCUCAUGCCCAUCCAAACGAUCCCAGACAACGUAUCCCCAAGCUCUCUGUAUCCGCCGCUCGGCGACGAGACUCUCAUGAAUGCGGCUCCCCUGGGUCAAAUACCUGUCUUGAGCAAGUCGCACGACCCUGGCUCUGGAGCUGGUGGUUUUAUGAACCCAAUGCCGCCUCUCGUUCGCGGACUUUCAGACCUCGACACUCUUGCGCAGGCUGCGGAAAGUUUUGAUGCAUCCUUCUAUCCGGCUGGCCUAUAUCCUCCGCCGGCACAAACACCGUGA